This is a messenger RNA of Mya arenaria, 783 nucleotides long. RefSeq lists its product as uncharacterized. The coding region runs from base 1 to 783 and encodes 260 amino acids. NCBI's taxonomy places the organism in Eukaryota, Metazoa, Mollusca, Bivalvia, Myida, Myidae. The record is from RefSeq and is a predicted model, not a curated record. The transcript is spliced from 4 exons.
AUGGUGAUAUAUCACUGUCUUGAUGAAGUCACGACACUGCUAUGUAUUUGGAUCACUGCAGCAUUUAAAGGCCGGUGUGAGGUCAUAAAGCCAAACAAAAGAAUGCGGACUACACUCAUACCAUAUUUGGAAAUCAGUAUUACCUGUAAACGUUCAUUCGGCUCGGAAAAGAGGGGUGUCGCCCUAACCAGGACAACAUUUCUUUGUGACGAUUUUAAGCAUCUGAACGUGUCAUGGUGGUAUGAUUGGCAAAUGGAUCUAUCCUACUUCCAUGAGCAAACGUCCUGCACGGACGUCCAGAUAAUGGCCGACAAGUUUGUGCCCAUGGUCUGGGGCGGCCACCGCCAUAUCAACCUAACGUCCACCGCACCGGCCGUUCUCGGCUUCAAUGAGCCAAACUUCCACUCUCAGGCUAACCUUACACCGGCGGAGGCGGUGGCCGAGUGGGCAAAGCUUGAGAGUCGCUCUCACGGACGGCCGCUCGUUAGUCCAGCUGCCUCAUCUUGUCACACGACGUCAAAGUGUUACGGCGACACAACCGAGUGGUUCGAUGAGUUUUUCCGGCUAUGCAAAGAUUGCCGCGUGGACUACAUCGCGACACAUGCGUAUCAUUGUCAUGGGGCGACGACGAUGGCGUACCUCGAGCGGUUGUGGCAGCGCUAUCACCGGAAGAUCUGGCUGACGGAGUUCUCCUGCCCCGGAACGGACGAUCACAACAAGCAACUACAGUACAUGCAGGAACUACUGCCGCUCCUCGAGGCCGCGGACUACGUGUACAGGUAA